AUGAUGUUUCAAGAGAAUGGAGAUUCCAACACAAACGACUUCACCAACCCCUCCACCUUCAUCCUGCUGGGCCUUCCUGGCCUGGAUGCGGCCCCUGUCUGGAUCUCCAUCCCCUUCUGCGCCAUGUACAUCAUAGCCAACUUGGGGAACUUCACCAUCCUGUUCAUUGUGGAGAGGGAGCCGAGCCUCCAUGGGCCCAUAUACUCUUUCCUCUGCAUGCUGGCCGUCACCGACAUGGUCCUGUCUACGUCCAUCCUGCCCAAAAUGCUGAGCAUCUUCUGGUUCAAUUCCAGGGAGAUCGAUUUCAGUGCCUGCCUCACCCAGAUGUACUUUAUUCUCAGCUUCUCAGUGAUAGAGUCUGGGAUCUUUGUGGCCAUGACUUUGGAUCGCUAUGUGGCCAUCUGUGAUCCCCUGAGGCAUUCGAUUUUCCUGACAAGCUCCCUGGUGGCCAAGAUUGGCCUGGCCGUGGUGCUGCGUGGCAUCAUGCUCAUACUGCCCUAUCCCAUCCUGGCGAGGCAGUGA
Mauremys reevesii (Reeves's turtle) is the source of this 522-nucleotide messenger RNA. RefSeq names its product olfactory receptor 52K2-like. The transcript has 2 exons. The record is from RefSeq and is a predicted model, not a curated record. Gene Ontology annotation, molecular function: G protein-coupled receptor activity; olfactory receptor activity. Lineage: Eukaryota; Metazoa; Chordata; Testudines; Geoemydidae. Gene Ontology annotation, biological process: G protein-coupled receptor signaling pathway. Gene Ontology annotation, cellular component: membrane. Bases 1 to 522 code for a protein of 173 amino acids.